ACGGGUAUGACUGUUGCAGAGAAAGUACAGAGGGAGCAGGACCAGCCAGUUUAAAGAGUAGAAAGGGUAGGAAUCGGAAUGGAGAGUGUAGGAGAAGCAGAGAAAGAGGACUUUCAGCCCUGGCAGUAGGCGAAAUUGGAAGACGCAGUAGAGGGUGGAGGAAGAGCAGCGAACCAAGAAGGCAGAGCGUGAGGAGUUAUAGCAGGAGUUAAUGCUUGGCAAAACUGGGGGAAGACUGUAGGAGGAGUUGAGGAUAGAGGGAGAAGGUGUGGCCUUUUACCACAUUCUCGCCCACACCCAGCCUGGCUGGAGUGCGAGAGAAGAUGGCCGUGCUUGCUUUAGGAGUGGAAGGGGCGCAAGGAAUGGCUGUGCCAUAACUUUGGAAUGUGUCAUUUGGAGCGAUUGUCGGAGGCUAUCUAUUCGAUAGUCGGUGCGCUGGCUCUGGGCGAAGAAUGCACCAGGCGCGGAGGGUGGUACUGCACUGCCCCCCAAGCGUGCGGUGCUCCGGGUCUUAGUAUUGACUGAGGAGGAGUAUCGUGGACGCAAGGGGCGCCUACAGAGACCGUGCAGUCAUGCCGUGGCUCAGCGGCGGUCGGCGGCGGUGGAGACAGCCGAGGGAAAUUACGAGGAAGCUGCCGCCGCUAGCACUUCCUGUGCACUCAGCACAGCUGCCGACUCAGCCAUCUCUGCCUCGGAUCUCCACAGCCCGGGAGAGCGCCGAGCUGCCGCUGCCCGCCGGCUGGGAGGAGGCGCGCGACUACGACGGCCGCGUCUUCUACAUCGACCACAACACGCGCCAGACGUCGUGGAUCGACCCCCGCGACCGGAUAACAAAGCCACUGACCUUUGCUGAUUGUGUUGGGGAUGAACUUCCUUUAGGAUGGGAAACUGUAUAUGAUAAACAAAUUGGAAUUUAUUACAUGGACCACAUAAAAAAGCUCACGCAGAUCGCGGACCCCCGCGAACAGUGGCGGUGCGAGCAGGAACGGAUGCUGAAGGAGUACUUGAUCGUGGCCCAGGAGGCGCUGAAUGCCAAGAAGGAGAUCUACCAGAUUAAGCAGCAGCGGUUCGAGCUGGCGCAGGAGGAGUACCAGCAGCUGCACAGGCUGUGCGAGGACGACAGCCGCUCCCACGCCUUCUCCUUUUCAGGAUGUUCAACAAAUACUAAAUACAAUCCACUUCAGAUUAAAGCAGAAAUAGCAAGUCAUCGGGAUAGGCUUUCCAGACUGAAACGCGAGCUGACGCAGAUGAAGCAGGAGCUGCAGUCCAAGGAGAAGGGGGUGGAGACCCUGCGAGAGAUUGAUCGUAAGAUGUCAACUGCUCGCACCACUUUCAAACUGGAUGAGGUACAGGCUAUAAUGAGUGAGCUCCGAAAUAUUAAGAAAGCCAUUUGCACUGGUGAGAGGGAGAGGCGAGACUUGAUGCAGAGCCUGGCUAAACUUACUGAUGGUUUCAAGAAUUUCUGCUUUAUUACUGACUCUUUACAAGAUUUUCCUCAUAAUGCUGGUCCACCUUUAGAAUCUUGUUUGCCUCUACAGUUCUGUGAUGCUGCAUCUCAGACUGACAUCAUUGGAGAGUUUGCCAGUGAUGACAAAAUAAAUCUUGUAGACCAAAUCAGACUUAAUUGGCAAUAUGAGGAAGCCAGAAAUAGAGUCUCGAUGAUCCAGCAGCAGCUGGCCCAGCUUGAGAAUGAGUCGUGGCCCGGCCUGGCAGAGGCCGACAGGGACCGGUUGCAGCUCAUCAAAGAGAAGGAAGCCCUACUCCAGGAGCUUCAGCUCAUCAUCCAGCAGAGAGGGCCGGCGGAAGAAGUGGCCCGGCUGGAGGCGGAGAGGAGGUGCCUGGAGGAGGAGACCCAGCGCAGCGGGGCCACGUCGGUGCAGGGCGCCACGGAAAGGAUUCUACUUCAGGAAAAAAAAAAUUGUCUACUUAUGCAGCUAGAAGAGGCUACCCGCUUAACAUCUUAUCUCCAGUCUCAGUUAAAAAGCUUCCACAAGCAGAGGCGCUCCCUGGACACGCCACAGUCCUUGACCUCCCUGUCCUCCCGCUCCUCCCUGUCCUCUCUGUCUCCCCCGAGUUCGCCCUUGGACACGCCCUUCUUCCCGGCCUCACGCGACUCGCCCUUGGCCCAACUGGGGGACAGUUUCGAGGUGCCCGAAUUGGGCACCUUCGACAGACUGCGGGCCCAGGCCUCUGCUUUGGGGGAUGAAGACUUGCAGGGCACGGCCUCCCUUCAGCCGCACGGGUUCCCCACGGAUGGGGAAGGACCUCGCGAGCGAGGACCCCAAGCGACCAUCACUCCCACGGCUGCCACAGUGACUCUUCAAGAAGACAGUGCCAGGAGGCUGGAGAGGAGAGCGCGCCAAGUGUCCGCAUGCCUGUCGGAUUGUUCGCUAGCGAGCGAUAGCGGGGUAUUUGAGCCCCUGAACAAAAGGAAUGGAGAUGUUGACGAGUCUGCGUCCGGAGACGCCUGUGGGAACGAAGGGCCCCAGAUCCACGUGGGACUUUUGCUCGACAGUGCCAGCGGAUGUCUUCUUGUGAACUUGUUCCAACUAAAGAAUUUUGCUAAACUGGUCAUGAAGAAAGAUUGCAAAAUACACAUCCGGGUCUAUGUGCCGCCGGUCGACUCUGGCGCCCCGAGCACCUACUGCUCUAAGGCUCUGGAAUUCCAGGCCCCCCUGGUAUUUAAUGAAAUUUUCAGAAUCCCUGUGCAUUCAAGCAUGUUGACGUUGAAGUCACUGCAGCUGUACGUGUGUGUGCUGACUCAGCAGCUGCAGGAGGAACUGCUGGGCAUUGCUCAGAUCAACCUGGCCGACUACGAGGGGUCCAGCGAAAUGCAGCUGCGCUGGUACGCGGUGCAGGUGUUCAGCAGCUGCGGGCCGCCCGGGGCGAGGGAGAGCGAGCAGCAGGGGGGUGCUGCUGGGGACCUGGCACAAGCCACCGCCAUUGGGAAGAUGGACGCCGUGACAGCACUGCUGGCCAGAACCACAGCCCAGCUGCAGGCUGUGGAGCGCGAGCUGGCGGAGGAGCGGGUCAAGCUGGAGUGCGCGGAGGACGAGAUCCUCGAGAUGGGGCGGAAGGAGGAGCUGACUGAGGCCAUGUCCAAGAGGAGCUGGCACGCCCACUCGGUGGACAGCGGCUGCAACAGCUGUGCCCAGACCAGCCCCCCGCACCCGGAGCCCUGCUGCGUGGGCGGUGACGCCCUCCACGGACAUGCAUUUGCUGGCCAGGCCGACCCUUACAGCCCCGAAAAACUUCAGCCCCCACCUCUGAAGUGUUUUUCCACACCAGACCUUUCAAGUUUUGCUGCUUCAGUUUGUACAGUUGUAGUUACCUUGCCUUUCCAUGCAGGAUCUUGCCGCUGGCUGAGCUUGCUGGCUGUGCUGCACCCUCCAGGGCCAUCUCAGCGUGUAUGCUCACAGCUGCUAUCCCCGCAGUCCUGUAGGUCCUCCCUGGCCGAGCUCAUGGCCCACACCUCCCUGGACCUGGAGCUGGAUCUCCAGGCCUCCAGAACGCGCCAGAGGCAGCUGAACAAGGAGAUCUGCACCCUGAGGGAACUGAGGCAGUGGUUAGAAGAUGCGCAGCUCCGAGGCCAGACUGAUCUCCCAAACUGGGUGCUGUGGGACGAGCUGUUCCAGAAGAGCCUGCUGAAGGAAGCUGAGAGGCAGACAAGACAGGCCAAACUUGACUUCCAUCAAGAACAGGCAGCUGAGAAGAUGCUGAAGAAGGCCUCCAGAGGGGUAUGCCAGCUACAUGGGCAGAACUACCAAGAACCCAUCCAAGUGUAGACCUUCAGGGAGAAGAUAGCAUUUUUUACAAGACCAACAAUAAACAUACCUCUUCCGCCAGUCGAUGAUGUUUGAUGUAGUGUGUUGUACACAUGAAGUGUUCAUCUGUCUGUUUCAUUUUCAUGAAGUUUUUGGACUAGGUGAAUUUGUCUUUAAAAUAUUUAUGCAAA
Messenger RNA from Enhydra lutris kenyoni (northern sea otter), 3955 nucleotides. Its product is annotated as protein WWC3-like. Gene Ontology annotation, molecular function: kinase binding; molecular adaptor activity. The record is from RefSeq and is a predicted model, not a curated record. Bases 573 to 3785 code for a protein of 1070 amino acids. Gene Ontology annotation, biological process: regulation of hippo signaling; negative regulation of organ growth; cell migration. NCBI's taxonomy places the organism in Eukaryota, Metazoa, Chordata, Mammalia, Carnivora, Mustelidae. The transcript has 22 exons. Gene Ontology annotation, cellular component: cytoplasm.